UGCUGUUGAAAAUUGCAAAACUAAAUUAAUUAAAAAAAAUAAUAUUUCUUACUAAUAUUUAAAAAAAAAACUUUAUUAAGAUGAAAUAUACAAUUUUUGCUGCUGUAUUUGCUAUAAUUUUUGCAGUUGCUGCUGCUUAUCCCUAUGAAACUGAAAAUCAUUUAGAUGAAGAUCAGUUAUUAAAUUUUGAUUCGAGUUUGGAACAUAAUUUACGUCAAAAACGCGCAACAUGUGAUUUACUUGCAAACGAACAACUUUGUGCAGCUCAUUGCCUUGCUCAAGGAUUCAAAGGUGGUUGGUGUGAUAGCAGAAAAGUUUGCAAUUGCCGUAGAUAAAAAAAUGUAUAUGAAACUUUAAACGUUAUAUUGUAAUUUUUCUUAUAAAUAAAAAAUUUGAAAUAUGAA
Condylostylus longicornis is the source of this 404-nucleotide messenger RNA. Its product is annotated as U-Asilidin(12)-Dg3b-like. The transcript has a single exon. Bases 81 to 335 code for a protein of 84 amino acids. NCBI's taxonomy places the organism in Eukaryota, Metazoa, Arthropoda, Insecta, Diptera, Dolichopodidae. Gene Ontology annotation, biological process: defense response to bacterium; humoral immune response. The record is from RefSeq and is a predicted model, not a curated record.